Homalodisca vitripennis (glassy-winged sharpshooter) is the source of this 1327-nucleotide messenger RNA. Its product is annotated as phospholipid scramblase 2-like. NCBI's taxonomy places the organism in Eukaryota, Metazoa, Arthropoda, Insecta, Hemiptera, Cicadellidae. The record is from RefSeq and is a predicted model, not a curated record. The transcript is spliced from 10 exons. The coding region runs from base 108 to 1139 and encodes 343 amino acids. Gene Ontology annotation, molecular function: phospholipid scramblase activity. Gene Ontology annotation, biological process: plasma membrane phospholipid scrambling. Gene Ontology annotation, cellular component: plasma membrane.
UUUUGAGCACGCUGAGGUUCAAGGAUAACAGGAUUUGUAGUCUCAGUGGUGACCACGCUCAGUUACGUUCCAGCUGCAGGAAACUAAUCUACUGCCCAUCCGUGGUCAUGGCCGAACCAGGAAAACAGCACCAACAAGAAGGAGUAUACCGACAGUUGGAUCCAGACCAGAGAAGUCAGAAUAUUAAUACAUUUAGUAUGCCUCUGACAUCAACCCAACCAUUAACUGUGGAGCAACCACCGCUUUUACAAGAAUUUCGACAAGAGGAUCCAGAUUUGAAAAGUCAGGAUAUCAAUGAGCUCCCUAUAUCAACCCAACCAUUACCAACGAUUUUACAAGUAUCUCAACAGGAGGAUGUAGACUUGAAAAGUCAGGAUAUCAGUGUGCCCCCUAUAUCAACCCAACCAUUACCUACGGUGCAGCCACAUCUCUUACAAGAUGACUGGAACAGUUUGCCUAUGCAGGUCCAGAACAGUUACUGCCCUCCAGGUCUGGAGUAUCUCACUUCCGUAGACCAGCUGCUGGUACACCAGAAAGUAGAACUGUGUGAAGCUCUCAUAGGUUAUGAAACCUGUAACAAAUUUGUAAUAAAGAACAGUCUGGGACAGCAAGUAUUCUACGCUGCAGAAGAAUCAGACUGUUGUUCCAGAAACUUCUGCGGCCCAUUGCGAGAAUUUAGAAUGACGAUCUUGGACAACUUCAAUCAAGAAGUGAUGAGUAUGGAUCGCCCUUUCGGCUGUGGUCCAUGCUGUUUUCCUUGCUGUCUUCAGGAGAUUAAAGUUUACGCCCCGCCCGGGUGCUUGGCGGGCACAGUGAAGCAGAACUGGACCCUCUGGAAGCCUUCGUUCCAAAUAAAGAAUGCUGAAGGAGAGACCGUUUUGACGAUCGAAGGCCCCUGUUGGAUGUGCAGUUGUUACCACGAUGUAAAUUACAAGGUACUGAGCAACGAAAAAGAAAUAGUGGGCAAGAUAACGAAGCAGUGGGGCGGCCUGCUACGGGAGGCUUUCACAGAUUCUGAUAACUUCUGCAUCUCUUUCCCCAUGGACCUGGAUGUCAGGAUAAAGGCUGUAAUGCUCGGAGCCUGUGUACUAAUAGAUAUGAUGUAUUAUGAAAGUCCCAAUAAUUCCGCUUUAAGCUAGAGCAAAUUUUAUACUCAGCUGCUAUUCAGACAUGCAUGGAAAUGCAAACUUUUACAACCAGGGGAUCCAAGAAGAUCUUCAAGAAAUAUAAACAAAUUUUAUCUGCUUCAUGUUGUAUUUCUUUUAAUAUCAUAUAUUUUAUCAAAUAAAAAUAACUAUAACUUUAUAAAUAUUUCUCUCUUUGUGAA